Messenger RNA from Dreissena polymorpha, 3904 nucleotides. RefSeq lists its product as uncharacterized. The record is from RefSeq and is a predicted model, not a curated record. The transcript has 5 exons. Gene Ontology annotation, molecular function: protein binding; zinc ion binding. Lineage: Eukaryota; Metazoa; Mollusca; Bivalvia; Myida; Dreissenidae. Bases 462 to 2144 code for a protein of 560 amino acids.
CAACAACAUGCUGAGUGAGAAGUAAACACAGGUACUUCCUGCUUGAGACAGCCUGCAUUUGACAUAUUUCAACAGUGGGUUUAAAUAAGUUAACAAUGCAAAAAAAGUAAACGGUUGUGACUGAAGGCCUUGUUUUGAGGGUGUUUUGCAGACCAGUGCUUGUCGUCCUGGGGAUUUUCCAGAAAAACUGUAGACUGCCCCCGAAGACCGGAUUGUCCCAAUAUAAACAAAUGCACAAUCGUGAUACAGCAACUAAAUCUGAAUGCUUCGGACAGUGGGCUACACCACACGAUCGCCCUUAAGGCGGAAUUGUCCGAGGAUUUCCGAUUGACAGCGACUAUCUUCGGAAUCCUCUGUAAUAAAUCGUCUGCUAUCCGGAGUGAAUGAUAACGAGGGAACUCAAACGAAGGUAAAUGUAACUAUAAGGCUGCUGUUUUGUCAAAGUCAAUUCAUUCAGUAAAAUGGCAACCUUUCCACAAUCCAACCUUUACAAGGGAUCUGACAUGUUCCAAGACUUCUUGUGCUCGACCUGUGAAGACAACAAAUUGGAUAAAACGGCUGAUUUCUACUGCGAAUCAUGCAUGAAGUUUUAUUGCCGAAAUUGUAUAAACAUGCACCACCUGUUGUUCACAAAACACUCCCCCUUUGGAAGGGGAGAUAUGAAGAAAUGGCCAGUGGCCAAGAAGGUGGAAGAUUUUGUUCUGAAAUGUGAUGUCCAUAAAGAAGAGAACCUGAAAAUGUUAUGUGAUGACCACAAUGACCUAUGCUGCACGAAAUGUGCAUUCCUUAAACACAGACACUGUCGAAAGGUAAAUUUUAUAUCUGAACUAGUAAAAAGUCGCAAUACAGACCUUCAAAAACUGUCACUUUCUAUCCUUACUAUCCUGGAAGAAAUGAAGGAACUUCAAGGCAAUCAAGAGGCUAGCAUUCGGUAUGUGCAAAGUUCAUAUGAUGAACAGUUACUCACAAUACAAGAAACGCGGCAAAAAAUAAUUGCAGCCUUCAACAAGAUUGAACAGAAGACACUGAAGGAAAUGAAAGAUACUCUAACGAAACUGCAAGCCGCUUCCAAAAGUGAUGGUGACAAAUGCAUCAGACUGUGGGAUGAAUUGCAACAACUUCGAGACGCUAUACAGGACAUUGGAGAUAAAAGCAAUCAGGAACUAUCCUUUAUAGCUGCAAAGAAAUGUGAGGACAUAAUACAGCAGUCUGAAACCUUCCUUGAGAAAAACUCUCUUCAGUUUAAAGUAUCCAUUACAUUCCAACCUAACAGUGGAAUUGUACACUACUUGUCCAAUCUGUCAGGUCUUGGGAGGAUUGAACACAGUGCCCAGAAUCCAAACAAGGUGUUAACAUUGCAGGGAAAGUCUGUACAAAAUGUGAGAAUAUCAAGGGAUUCCACCUCAUGCCAUAUCACAGCCAUCUGUGUCCUCCCGGAUGGACAGGUCCUUGUUGCAGACAUGGAUAAUAAGAAAAUCAAGCUGGUUGAUGAGCAGUACCAGGUGGUGAGUCACUGGAGUGUGACUGCCUAUCCAAAAGACAUUUGUCAGAUCACACCCAGUGAGGUGGCUGUGACUGUGGAUGAUACUAACACAAAUGAGGUCCAGUUUAUCACAGUCAACAAAAGGCAGCUGGUGACAGGAAGAAAGCUUCAGUUACAACAUACUUGUAAUGGUAUUGCCUGCCACCAGGAAGACCUGUAUAUUACUUCUGAUACGGCACUUUACAAGUACAAACUGAGUGGGAAACUUGUCAGGAAGAUGUAUAAAGAUACAUCAGGCAAUUAUACAGUGAGCAGAUGUGCUGUGAAUCCCACCGGGGAAAAGUUGUACAUCAUUAACUUCUCCCAUGGCAAGCUCCUCACCCUGGCCAGCAAUGGUUCAGUCUUGGCCACAUUCAGUGACCCUGCACUAGAAGGUCCACGUUGCGUACAUGUGACACCUGCAGGCCAGGUGCUGGUCUGUGGAGGGGGGUCCAGCACUAUCCUACAAGUUGACAUAAGGGGCAGAAGGAAGCUGGCUAGUCUUGCUUCACGGAAGGAUGGAGUGGUGUCCCCAUGGUCAGUCUGCUACAACAGACACACUGCCUCCAUGAUUGUGGGACUUUAUGAGAACAGCAACAUACUGGUGUUCAAAGUACAAUAGUUUAACUUUGUACGUAUCAUGAUGUUUGAUUCAGAUUAUUUACAUGUAUGUAAAUUGCAAUGAGAUUGUGUUGUUGUGCAUAAGAAUAUUGUGUUAUGAUACUACAUCAAUGUAAGUGUUAAUGCAGAUGCAAUGAUUUUGUUAAGCAAAUUUUGUAAUAAGUGAACAUAAGAAAUACCAAAGAUAUUUUUAUAUUGUAACGUGGUAAUGCAGAUGCAUUGAAUUUGCAAACAAAUUUUGUAAUUAGUGAACAUAAAAAAUACAAAAAAAUUUUAUAUUGCAAUUUGUUAAUGCAGAUGCAUUGAAUUUGUAAACAAAUUUUCUAUUGAGUGAACAUAAGAAAUACCAAAGAUUUUUUAUGCUCCCCUUCGAAGAAGAGGGGGUAUAUUGCUUUGCACAUGUCGGUCUGUCGGUCGGUCCGUCCACCAGGUGGUUUCCGGAUGAUAACUCAAGAAUGCUUAGGCCUAGGAUCAUGAAACUUCAUAGGUACAUUGAUCAUGACUUGCAGAUGACCCCUAUUGAUUUUAAGGUCACUAGGUCAAAGGUCAAGGUCACUGACCUGAAAUAGUAAAAUGGUUUCCGGAUGAUAAUUCAAGAACGCUUAUGCCUAGGAUCAUGAAACUUGAUAGGUAGAUUGAUCAUGACUUGCAGAUGACCCCUAUUGAUUUUCAGGUCACUAGGUCAAAGGUCAAGGUCACAGUGACCCGAAAUAGUAAAAUGGUUUCCGGAUGAUAACUCAAAAACGCUUAUGCCUAGGAUCAUGAAACUUGAUAGGUAGAUUGACCAUGACUUGCAGAUGACCCCUAUUGAUUUUCAGGUCACUAGGUCAAAGGUCAAGGUCACUGUGACACGAAAUAGUAAAAUGGUUACCGGAUGAUAACUCCAGAACGCUUAUGCCUAGGAUCACGAAACUUGAAAGGUAGAUUGAUCAUGACUCGCUGAUGACCCCUAUUGAUUUUCAGGUCAAAGGUCAAGGUGACCCGAAAUAGUAAAAUGGUUUCCGGAUGAUAACUCAAGAACGCUUAUGCCUAGGAUCAUGAAACUUGAUAGGUACAUUGAUCAUGACUGGCAGAUGACCCCUAUUGAUUUUCAGGUCACUAGGUCAAAGGUCACAGUGACCCAAAAUAGUAAAAUGGUUUCCCGAUGAUAACUCAAGAAAGCUUAUGGCUAGGAUCAUGAAACUUCAUAGGUACAUUGAUCAUGACUCGCAGAUGACCCCUAUUGAUUUUCAGGUCACUAGGUCAAAGGUCAAGGUCACAGUGACAAAAAACAUAUUUACAAAUUGGCUGUCACUGCAACUGAGAGCCCAUAUAGGGGGCAUGCAUGUUUUACAAACAGCCCUUGUUUUAUAUUGUUACAUGUAUAACAUUUGUGUUUGUAUUUCGCUUUUACUAAACAAGUUGACAAUCAUGAACUGCUUGUGAAAAUACAAAAACAAUUUGAGUUCAGAAUACCCUGUAGAAUGUCUGUUAUUAACAUAAUUUUACAUCACACUGGGUGUAUAUAUAGAUUGUGGUUUCUUUAAACAUACAUAAGAAGUUAAUUGAAGAUAACUUGAAAUUUGUAUAGUUUUGUUUCCUGCACUGAAGAAACAUUUUUGUAUUAAUCGUUAUCUAAAGCUGUGUACAGUGAACCACAAAAUCAUACCCGUUCAAAGAACGCUCGCAUGUUGUAUGUACACAUGAUUACAAUACUAUUUUAAAUAUAAUGCAUUCAUAUAAAAGUCAUGCGGGUUUAAUAAAAUAAAAUGAUUUUUUUCA